AUGGUGCACUCGAGCCGCGUGCAGCCGCAGCAGCCCGGGGACGCCAAGCGGCCGCCGGCGCCCCGAGCGCCGGGCCCGGGCCGGCUGAUGGCCGGCGGCGCGGCUGCGGGCGCCGGCCUCGCCUCCACGGGCGGCCUCCGCGAACCGAGGGGCCUGGAGAUCGAGAUGGAGCGCAUCCGGCAGGCGGCCGCGCGGGAUCCCCCGGCCGGAGCCUCGGCCUCCCCUUCGCCUCCGCUCUCGUGCUCCAGGCAGGCGUGGAGCCGCGAUAACCCGGGCUUCGAGGCCGAGGAGGAAGAGGAGGAGGAGGUGGAAGGGGAAGAAGGGGGAAUGGUGGUGGAGAUGGACGUGGAGUGGCGCCCGGGCAGCCGGAGGUCGGCAGCCUCCUCGGCCGUGAGCUCCGCCGGCGCCCGGGGCCGGGGGCUGGGAGGCUACCACGGCGCGGGCCACCCGAGCGGUCGGCGGCGCCGGCGAGAGGACCAGGGCCCGCCGUGCCCCAGCCCGGCCGGCGGCGGGGACCCGCUGCAUCGCCACCUCCCCCUGGACGGGCAGCCGCCCCGAGUGGCCUGGGCCGUGAGGCUGGUUCGCGGGCUGCGAGGUCUCUGGGGAACAAGACUCAUGGAGGAAAGCAACACUAACCGGGAGAAAUACCUUAAAAGUGUUUUACGAGAACUGGUCACAUACCUCCUUUUUCUCAUAGUGUUGUGCAUCUUGACCUACGGCAUGAUGAGCUCCAAUGUGUACUACUAUACCCGGAUAAUGUCACAGCUCUUCCUAGACACCCCAGUGUCCAAAAUGGAGAAAACUAACUUUAAAACUCUUUCUUCAAUGGAAGACUUCUGGAAGUUCACAGAAGGCUCCUUGCUGGAUGGACUGUACUGGAAGAUGCAGUCCAGCAACCGAACCGAGGCUGACAACCGGAGUUUCAUUUUCUACGAGAACCUGCUGUUGGGGAUUCCACGUAUACGGCAACUCAGAGUCAGAAAUGGAUCCUGUUCUAUCCCCCAGGACUUGAGAGAUGAAAUUAAAGAGUGCUAUGAUGUUUACUCCGUCAGUAGUGAAGACAGGGCUCCAUUCGGGCCGCGAAACGGAACUGCUUGGAUCUACACAAGUGAAAAAGACUUGAAUGGGAGUAGCCACUGGGGAAUAAUUGCAACCUAUAGUGGAGCUGGCUAUUACCUGGAUUUGUCAAGAACAAGAGAGGAAACAGCUGCCCAGGUCGCUAGCCUCAAGAAAAAUGUCUGGCUGGACCGAGGAACCAGGGCAACUUUUAUUGACUUUUCAGUGUACAAUGCCAACAUUAACCUGUUCUGUGUGGUCAGGUUAUUGGUUGAAUUCCCAGCAACGGGCGGUGUGAUUCCAUCUUGGCAGUUUCAGCCUGUAAAGCUGAUCCGAUAUGUCACAACUUUUGAUUUCUUCUUGGCAGCCUGUGAGAUUAUCUUUUGUUUCUUUAUCCUUUACUAUGUGGUGGAAGAGAUAUUGGAAAUUCGCAUUCACAAACUACGCUAUUUCAGGAGUUUCUGGAAUUGUCUGGAUGUUGUGAUCAUUGUGCUAUCUGUUGUAGCUAUCGGGAUUAACAUAUACAGAACAACAAAUGUGGAUGUACUACUACAGUUUCUAGAAGAUCAAAAUACUUUCCCCAACUUUGAGCAUCUGGCAUACUGGCAAAUACAGUUCAACAAUAUAGCUGCUGUUACAGUAUUUUUUGUCUGGAUUAAGCUCUUCAAAUUCAUCAACUUUAACAGGACCAUGAGCCAGCUGUCCACAACCAUGUCUCGGUGUGCCAAAGACCUCUUUGGCUUUGCUAUUAUGUUCUUCAUUAUUUUCUUAGCAUAUGCUCAGUUGGCAUACCUUGUCUUUGGCACUCAGGUUGAUGACUUCAGUACCUUCCAAGAGUGUAUCUUCACUCAAUUCCGUAUCAUUUUGGGCGAUAUCAACUUUGCAGAGAUUGAGGAAGCUAAUCGAGUUUUGGGACCAAUUUAUUUCACUACCUUUGUGUUCUUUAUGUUCUUCAUUCUUUUGAAUAUGUUUUUGGCCAUCAUCAAUGACACUUACUCUGAAGUGAAAUCUGAUUUGGCACAGCAGAAAGCUGAAAUGGAACUCUCAGAUCUUAUCAGAAAGGGCUGCCAUAAAGCCUUGGUCAAACUAAAACUGAAAAAAAAUACCGUGGAUGACAUUUCAGAGAGUCUGCGGCAAGCUGGGGGCAAGUUAAACUUUGACGAGCUUCGACAAGAUCUCAAAGGGAAGGGCCAUACUGAUGCAGAGAUUGAAGCAAUAUUCACAAAGUAUGACCAAGAUGGAGACCAAGAACUGACCGAACAUGAACAUCAGCAGAUGAGAGAUGACUUGGAAAAAGAGAGGGAGGACCUGGACUUGGAUCACAGCUCUUUACCACGUCCCAUGAGCAGUCGAAGUUUCCCACGAAGCCUGGAUGACUCUGAGGAGGAUGAUGAUGAAGACAGUGGACAUAGCUCCAGAAGGAGAGGAAGCAUCUCCAGUGGGGUUUCUUACGAAGAGUUUCAAGUCCUGGUGAGACGAGUGGACCGAAUGGAGCACUCCAUCGGCAGCAUUGUGUCCAAGAUUGACGCUGUGAUUGUGAAACUGGAGAUCAUGGAGCAGGCCAAACUCAAGAGAAGGGAGGUGCUGGGAAGGCUGCUGGACGGAGUGGCUGAGGAUGAAAGACUGGGUCGGGACAGUGAAAUCCACAGGGAACAGAUGGAACGGCUAGUGCGGGAAGAGUUGGAACGCUGGGAAUCCGAUGAUGCAGCUUCCCAGAUAAGUCACGGUUUAGGCACGCCGGUGGGACUCAGUGGUCAACCUCGCCCCAGAAGCUCCCGCCCUCCUUCUUCCCAGUCUACAGAAGGCAUGGAAGGUGGAGGUGGAAAUGGGAGUUCUAAUAACCACGUGUAGUAUGUGUUAGUAAUAUGGGUGUUCCUAAUAGCGAGAAGGUGGCUGUCCUGAAUUGCCAUAACAAGUGCACUAUUUAUAUGCCAUGACCAUCAUAUGAUACUGGUCUUUGUGACCAAUUGUUAAUCUUCCGCACUUUAAUUUAUUUUAUAUAAAUUUUACUCAUGGAUCAAAGAAGACUUUUUUUUUCUUUUUCUCAUAUAAGAAAUCUAGAUGUAAAUAUUGAGUACAGAAAAAAAAAAACUAUGUAAGUAUAUUGAGUGGUAAGCUCAAUUGCUGCCAUGACUGAGUCUUCUCAGUUGACAGUGAAGUAGCCUUUUAAAGCUAGAAGAGAGAUGGCCAGUUAGUUCAGUUGGUUAGAGCAUGGUGCUGAUAACACCAAGGUCCAGGGUUCAAUCUCUGUACUGUCCAGCCACCAAAAAAAAAAAAAAAAAACAGUGCUAGGAGAGAGGGGCUGGCAGGUUAGCUCAGUUGAUUAGAGUGUGGUGCUGAUAACACUGAGGUCCAGGGUUUGAUCCCUGUACUGGCCAGCCACACACACAAAAAAUGCUAGAAGAGACCUGUCAGAGGACUUCUGAGUUUCAUUUUAAAUCACAAAAAAAUCAGGAUUGUCAUUUUUACCAAGUGUGUGAAGGGAAAGUAGGGCAUUUCUUUUCACUCUGGUGUAGCUCAUGAGCUUGAUACACAACUUUCUUUAAAGAAAGGAGUCUUUUAUUUCAACUACCUUCUUGGAGUAAACUUUUCUGAAAAUUGAACUGGAAAAGAACUCCAAACCAUAGAAUGGGUAUGUAGUCAUUAUGCUAGACUUUGUAUGAAUGGUUAAGAUAAAUAAUAAAUACUGUGCUUUUUUAUUAUUUUAUCAUAUCUAAUGUCUGCGGGACUAACUGUAUCCCUUAAUUUUUACAUUAUUUUGGAUCUCAUGUGAAAUAAGCUGAUCGAAAUGACCAAAGAUCAAUUAUAGGAUAAAACGGCAUCUCUAACCAUGACAUAGGAGAAUUGAAAAGAGUUCUAAGUUGUCACUAAGUUUGACUUUUUCUAAUAAUUAGUUUAGUAUAUUCAUAUAAUCUCUUUCCUGUGGGGCUCAACUCAUUUGCAACUGAAUUUACUGUUAUAACUAAUCUAGUAAUACCAAUUUACGAAAUUUUUUAGUAUGCACUGAAAAUUUUAACUCAG
Molecule: messenger RNA, 4077 nt
Organism: Cynocephalus volans (Philippine flying lemur)
Lineage: Eukaryota; Metazoa; Chordata; Mammalia; Dermoptera; Cynocephalidae
Gene: PKD2
Product: polycystin 2, transient receptor potential cation channel
Exons: 15
Coding region: 1-2907 (968 amino acids)
Biological process (GO): potassium ion transmembrane transport; detection of mechanical stimulus; release of sequestered calcium ion into cytosol
Cellular component (GO): membrane
Molecular function (GO): voltage-gated calcium channel activity; voltage-gated sodium channel activity; potassium channel activity
Source: RefSeq, a predicted model, not a curated record